GAGAGAUGGAGAUAGAGAGAGAGAAAGGGAGAGGGAGAGUCCGCAGCAGUAGCAUAGUGAAAGACGGGAGGGUAUAAAGAGCCCGGUCGAGAUGUUCAACAGCGCCUUUCUAUCCCGCCAUCCAUCAUCGAUAGAUCGAGGCCCAUCCCCCUUUCGUAAUCGACUAACACGAUGAAGGCCUCCUCCCUCCUCGCCCUCCUCGGCGCCGUUGUGCCCGCCCUCGCGGCGAACAAGUACAUCAUCCAGCUCAAGCCCGGCACGAGCCCCGACGCCGUCACGCGGCACCACAACACCGUCCGCAGCCUCCUCCGGCGCCGUGACGGGUCCGCCGAGGGCACCCUCGACAAGACAUUCCGCAUCGGCGACGACUUCAACGCCUAUAGCGGCAGCUUCGACGACGCCGCCCUCGAGGCCAUCGCCGCCCUGGACGAGGUCCUCGCCGUCGAGCUCGACCAGCCCAUCUCUGUCGACCCGACCGAGGCCGAGCAGACGCUCUUCUCCCUGUCGUCGGAGUCGGAGUCGUCCGCCGCCUCCUUUGCGCGCCGCCGCGCCCUGACGACGCAGCCGAACAGCAUCUGGAGUCUCGGCGACCUGUCCCACCGCGCGGCCGGGUCGACCGAGUACGUCUACGACUCGACGGCCGGCGAGGGCACGACGGCCUACGUCUUCGACACGGGCAUCCGCCUGUCGCACGCCGAGUUCGAGGGCCGCGCCAGCUUCGGCAUCAACGGCGUCACCGGCUCGACCGUGUCGCCCGGGUCCAACUCGGACACGGACGGCCACGGCACCCACGUCGCAGCCACCAUCGUCGGCAAGACGUACGGCGUCGCCAAGAAGGCAAAGGUCAUUGACGUCAAGGUGUUUGACGGGUCGACGGGCUCCACCUCGGCCAUCCUCACCGGCCUCGACUGGGCCGUCAAGGACAUCGUCUCCAAGGGCGCCCAGAAGAAGUCGGUCCUCAACAUGUCCCUCAGCGCAAACAACGUCGCCGCCCUCGACAACGCCGUGCUCGCCGCCUACCGGCAGGGCAUCCUCACCAUCGUCGCCGCGGGCAACGACAACCAGCCGGCCACCACCACGUCGCCCGCUAGGCUUCCCGAGGCCUUCACCGUCGGCAUGACCCGCCCGGACCGCGGCCGCGUCAACAUCAUCGAGGGCAUCUAUGGCAGCAGCUACGGCCCGGAGCUCGACGUCUUCGCGCCGGGUCAGGACAUCGUUAGCGCCAGCCACACCUCCGACACGGGCACCGCCACCAAGACGGGCACCAGCAUGGCCGCGCCGCUCGUCGCGGGCCUCGUGUGCUACCUCCGGGGGCUGGCCGGUGGUUUCGGCACGCCGAAGCAGGUCACGGACCGGAUCCUCGAGCUCGCCAUCCCCGACGUCGUCGGAGACCCCAAGAACUCGCCAAACCUGCUGGUGAACAACGGAAGCGGGCGGUGAUUGAUGACGAAUGACCCCAGUUCGAGGUGACCUUUUUGUUCAUUUUUUUUUCUCUUUGGCAGGGAUUCAUAAAAACACAUAUUGACGUCAUGAAGAUGUCCAAAAAUGUAUCCGUAAGCAAAUCUGAUAUGAAAAAUCAGCCCAUUUUUGGAGGGUUCUUGCUUGGCAGACGGGGCUGGCUGGCACCCCUUGCGUGUUGCUUGGGCAUACAACAUGUUCACGCCAGAUGUGACCGGCAUAUGAGAUGUGUGUGCUUCGUUGGAUAUGUCAGACCUUGCUCAUGUUACGACGACUCCCCAAGUAGAACCCACAAGAACGGCCAGAGGGUCU
Molecule: messenger RNA, 1770 nt
Organism: Colletotrichum destructivum
Lineage: Eukaryota; Fungi; Ascomycota; Sordariomycetes; Glomerellales; Glomerellaceae
Product: Putative peptidase S8 propeptide/proteinase inhibitor I9
Exons: 2
Coding region: 172-1440 (422 amino acids)
Biological process (GO): proteolysis
Molecular function (GO): serine-type endopeptidase activity
Source: RefSeq, a predicted model, not a curated record